Molecule: messenger RNA, 7672 nt
Organism: Pelodiscus sinensis (Chinese soft-shelled turtle)
Lineage: Eukaryota; Metazoa; Chordata; Testudines; Trionychidae
Source: RefSeq, a predicted model, not a curated record
ACGGGGUGGUGGUGCAGUUUACCCCAAGUAUGGGAUUUGGCUCUUUGUAAAAAUGGCAGGUCUGUCACUCGGUCUCAGAUCCAUUGUUGCCUUUUCAGGCCUUAUGGGUGUGUAUGCAGUUCCUUGGCUUUCACAUGGCAUUGCUGCUGGUUCCGGUUGUACUCCUUCCUCCUCCCGCCUGCAAUCUGCUCAGAGAUAUCCACGUCUCAGUGGCUGGUCUGUAUCUGUGCUUGCACAGCCUUUUCUCACCACAGGCCCAGGAUAUCCAAUAUCUCCUGUCCACUCCAAGCUAGAGUAUAUCUGGAGCAGGUAGCAAGCCUGGUCAGCUGGGCAGUUGCAUGCACCAACGAGGUGUGUUCGCCAAGCUAGAAAUCAGGAAAAGGCAUUUCUAAAAUGUGUGAGGUUGUAAAGCAGGGGUGGGCUUCUAGUGUCCGUGACUGCUUGGCAGUGGAGUUCACAAUUAUGACCAGAAUGGUUAGUCUUGGGCAUUGUGGGACAGCUGCUGGAGAACUGUUAGGGAUGACAUAGGUAACAUUGUGUUUAUAUUUGCUCAGCACAUUGACGUCUGCACAUUGACCGUGGCUCAAUGAUUCUGGGACAGGUGGUGUAAGUAUGUUGGCAUAAUGGAGCGCUGACGUAGGCUUUGUCUAAGUCUAGCUCCCCUGUGAGUUGUGUAUGGGAACCAACCAUGAAGCAGAAUUUUGCCUUUGACAACAUUGGCUAUGAGGGGAACGCAGAAAAUAUGCCCUCUCUGUCUCCUCAAACAAGCACCGUCACAGUCAAUAUUUUGGGUAUGACUUGCCAGUCUUGUGUGCAGUCAGUAGAGGACAGGAUUUCCAAGGUGAAGGGCAUUGUGAGUACUAAUGUCUCCCUUGAACAGAGCAAUGCUUUAGUAAAAUAUAUGCAGUCAGAAAUAAGUCCCGAAGAGAUUUGCCAGGAAAUUGGAGACAUGGGCUUUGAUGCCAGCAUAGCAGAAGGCAGAACUGCAGCAGCAUCUGUAAGACUGACAUCUUUGAGAGAAGCACUAAUAAAGUUGCGGGUAGAAGGUAUGACAUGCCAAUCUUGUGUCAGUACCAUUGAAGGAAAGAUUGGAAAACUACAUGGCGUGCUGAGAAUCAAAGUAUCCCUCAGUAACCAAGAAGCGGUCAUUGCAUACCAGCCUUAUAUCAUUCAACCUGAAGACCUCAAAAACCACAUAGAUAGCAUGGGCUAUGAAAGCACUAUUAAGAGCAAGCUAGCUCCAUUAAAGCUUGGUAUGACUAAUCUAGAACGUUUACAGACAAGCACAAAGAAAUCUCCUUCCAGCCUGAACAAUAGCAAUGUGGAGCUAGUGGUGGGCAAAAUGAAUAGUACAACGUCAAUGACACUGGGAAUAGAAGGAAUGCAUUGCAAGUCUUGUGUCAAAAACAUUGAAGGGAAUAUACCAGGUCUUCCAGGAGUACAAAGUAUUAAAGUGUCAUUGGAACAUAAAAAUGCUGUUGUGGAAUUUAACCCAAAGGUAAUUACCCCAGUAGCUUUGCAGCAAGCCAUUGAGGCCCUUCCACCUGGUAACUUUAAAGUGUCCCUCCCUGAUGUAAUGGAAACAAGUAAUGGAGAGCUUUUAUCAAAAGCAGCAUUUUCAUCAUCUCCGUUUGGUAGCACUCGCUCUGGGGAUCAACUGACAAGCACAACUAUAUUUAGUAUUGAUGGAAUGACCUGUAGGUCGUGUGUACAGUCCAUAGAAAGCACAAUGUCCCAAAGGAAAGGGGUACAACAUAUAUCUGUUUCGUUAGCUGAGAAGACUGGAACAGUAUGCUAUGAUUCAGCGGUGACUAAUUCAAAAGAGUUAAGAGAUGCCAUAGAAGACAUGGGAUUUGAUGCUUCCAUUCUCACAGAUACUCCCACUUGGAAAUACAUGGAUCAACCUCUUUUCAGGGAUGCUGCGAAUCAGCCUAAUGCUUGGGAGUCAGCUUCCCAGAAAACAGAAAAAGGUUCUGAACCAUCUCUUCAAGGCUUCAUGUCUGAUGCCCAGCCAAAGAAUUUUUACGUUGCUAGUCCAAAGCUGCCCAGUGCAGCGACAACAGAAAAGUGCUUUAUGCAGAUCACAGGCAUGACCUGUGCAUCAUGUGUGUCAAACAUUGAAAGAAAUCUGCAAAAAGAAGAUGGUAUCAUUUCGGUGCUAGUAGCACUGAUGGCAGGAAAAGCCGAGAUAAAAUACAAGCCUGAGAGCAUUCAGCCCCUUGAAAUAGCACAGCUGAUCCAGAACUUGGGCUUCAAUGCUACAGUCAUAGAAGAUCAUACUGGCACAGAUGGCACUAUGGAGCUUAUUAUUACGGGGAUGACUUGUGCUUCUUGUGUUCACAAUAUUGAAUCCAAACUAACCAGAACUAAUGGCAUCUUCUAUGCCUCAGUAGCACUUGCUACCAGCAAAGCUCACAUCCAGUUUGAUCCUGAAAUCAUUGGGCCUCGAGAUAUUAUACGAAUUAUUGAGGGAAUUGGUUUUCAAGCUGCUUUGGCUAAGAGAGAUCCCAGUGCUCAUAAUUUGGAUCACAAAAAGGAAAUAAAACAAUGGAGGAAAUCUUUCUUGUGCAGCCUUGUGUUUGGAAUCCCUGUCUUAAUCUUAAUGAUUUAUAUGCUAAUACCUGUUGGCCAACAGCAUGGCAUGAUGGUGCUAGAACAGAAUCUGAUUCCUGGAUUAUCUAUUUUAAAUCUUCUCUUCUUUGUCCUGUGCACUUUGGUUCAGUUCCUCGGUGGAUGGUACUUCUAUGUCCAAGCCUUCAAAUCACUAAAGCACAAAACAGCCAAUAUGGAUGUACUCAUUGUGCUGGCCACAACUAUUGCUUAUGUGUACUCUUGUGUGAUCUUGGUGGUAGCUAUAGCUGAAAAGGCAGAAGAAAGCCCAGUCACAUUCUUUGACACACCACCCAUGUUGUUUGUAUUCAUUGCUCUUGGGAGAUGGCUUGAACACAUAGCAAAGAGUAAAACAUCAGAAGCACUUGCUAAACUAAUCUCUCUCCAAGCUACUGAAGCGACCAUAGUGACUCUUGGACCUGAUCACUCUGUCAUCAGGGAGGAGCAGUUGGCUGUUGAACUGGUUCAGCGGGGUGACAUUGUAAAGGUAGUUCCUGGUGGGAAGUUCCCAGUUGAUGGAAAAGUCAUUGAAGGCAGCUCUAUGGCAGAUGAAUCACUCAUUACUGGGGAAGCCAUGCCAGUCACUAAAAAACCUGGGAGCACAGUGAUUGCAGGUUCUAUAAAUGCACAUGGCUCAGUUCUUGUUAAUGCAACUCAUGUUGGGUCUGACACCACCCUGGCACAAAUUGUGAAAUUGGUAGAAGCAGCUCAGAUGUCAAAGGCACCCAUCCAGCAAUUGGCAGAUAAAUUUAGUGGAUAUUUUGUUCCAUUUAUCAUCAUCAUUUCAACUAUGACAUUACUAGUGUGGAUCACAAUUGGUUUUGUAAGCUUUGAUGUCGUUGAGAAAUACUUUCCUCAUCAGAACAAACACCUCUCAAAAGCGGAAGUAAUACUGAGAUUUGCAUUUCAAACCUCAAUCACUGUGCUGUGCAUUGCAUGCCCCUGUUCCUUGGGCUUGGCUACUCCAACAGCUGUGAUGGUGGGCACAGGAGUUGCUGCCCAGAAUGGUAUUCUCAUCAAAGGUGGAAAACCUCUGGAAAUGGCCCACAAGAUAAAGACUGUGAUGUUUGAUAAAACUGGGACCAUCACCUAUGGCGUCCCUAAAGUCAUGAGGAUGCUCUUGCUAGGGGAUACAGUUAAGCUGUCGCUAAAGAAGAUACUUGCAAUUGUCGGCACUGCAGAAGCCAGCAGUGAGCAUCCCUUAGGAACGGCUGUCACUAAAUACUGUAAGGAGGAACUGGGCACAGAGAGCCUGGGAUACUGCACUGAUUUUCAGACAGUGCCAGGUUGUGGGAUCAGCUGUAAAGUCCGCAGUGUUGAAGCUGUACUGGGCCAGAGCGAGCAGAGCCUCAAUGAGCAGAAUGCUUUCCCAAGUAAUGUCAACCCUGCUUCGCUGGGACACAAUUCAUCAAUCACGCUCUCUGAAUCCAAUGGUGCGGCAGCUCCUCUGACAUACUCAGUGUUGAUUGGAAAUCGUGAAUGGAUGAGACGGAAUGGCUUACUUAUAUCCAGUGAUGUUAAUGAUGCAAUGACAGGUCAUGAAAUGAAAGGACAGACAGCCAUAUUGGUGGCUAUAGAGGGUUCAUUGUGCGGCAUGAUUGCUAUAGCAGAUACUGUCAAACAGGAGGCGGCACUCGCUGUGCACACCCUGCAGAAUAUGGGAAUAGAUGUGGUGCUAAUAACAGGAGACAACAGAAAAACUGCCAAAGCAAUUGCUACUCAGGUUGGCAUCAAAAAGGUCUUUGCUGAGGUUCUGCCCUCUCACAAAGUGGCAAAGGUUCAGGAACUCCAGAAUGAAGGGAAGAAGGUUGCCAUGGUUGGAGAUGGAGUAAACGAUUCCCCAGCACUGGCAGGAGCGGACAUUGGCAUUGCUAUUGGAACAGGCACAGAUGUUGCCAUUGAAGCUGCAGAUGUGGUUCUGAUUCGAAAUGACUUACUGGAUGUGGUUGCUAGUAUUCAUCUAUCAAAGAGGACAGUACGAAGAAUACGAAUAAAUCUGGUCCUUGCCUUAAUUUACAAUCUGCUUGGGAUACCUAUAGCGGCAGGUGUGUUCAUGCCUAUUGGAAUUGUGCUGCAGCCAUGGAUGGGAUCAGCUGCAAUGGCAGCUUCAUCAGUAUCUGUGGUACUAUCUUCCCUGCAACUGAAAUGCUACAAGAAGCCAGGAGCAGAAAGGUAUGAAGCCCAAGCUCAAGGCCGCAUGAAGCCACUGACUCCUUCCCAAAUCAGUGUUCAUAUUGGGAUGGAUGAUAGGAGACGGGAGUCACCCAGGCCAACUGCUUGGGAUCAGAUUAGUCAAGUGUCUCUUUCAUCUCUGACUUCAGACAAGCUACCCAGAGGUGGCAAUUUUAUAGAGGAAGAAGCUGGCAAGUGGUCACUGCUCAUUAAUGACAAAGAUGAAGAACAGUACAUUUAAAUGCUGCAUCCCAUAGCUGAACAUGAAGUCAAUAUGAUUCUUCGCCACUGACAGUGAACAGCAAGAAACCCCAUUUAAAUAUAAAUGGAGCCCUUAUGUCCCUGUUUGCAAAACAACAGCAACUCAGAAAUUCAGCAUUGGAUUGUGAUGAUCCACAAUGUGAAGUUGGAAUCCACAAAUCCUAGCAUGACCCCUACGUCAUAGAUCAAGCUGGGAAUCAAAAUUGCAGCCUGUCCAAAAUUGAUUCCCUUGUACUUCUUUUUGGAACGUCUGUGAAAAUAUUUUUAAACUAAAUCUGACAUUCAUUUUCUAGGUCAAAGUGAAAACCAACAUGCUUGACAACAAAAUAGCUCUGUAUUUGGGGCUCGUAUUUUUACAUAGAACCUAAUCUCGUCAUCUCAUCAUGGGAAAAUUUUAUAUUUAGGGUUCAGGCAACGUGUGUAUUGAAUUGGAACAAAAAUGUAUUAAUGGUGUAUUUUGCUAUGUAUAAAACUUAUAAAAUUCUGUUUCAAAUAUUAUCAUUUUUCCUGUGGCAUCACUAAUUUUAUUUUGUGAAGUGUGUCUCCAUUUGCCAAACUUAUUUGCUGCUUCCAAUUACUUGGUUUAGGUUUUCCAGUUUUCUUCUGCAUGUUCUCCAGAACUCUCUCUUCCCAGUAGAGUUCCAUCUUUAGACACCUGUUAUGUCUUCAGAUCUUCCCAUAUGGGAUGAGAUCCUACAAGGCACUGGGGACCCUGCAAUUCUUGUUGAAAUCCACAAAGUCUGACCUCCUCAUUUUGUUGAAUCUUUUGACACUCCCAAUAACUGUCGUGUUCAGCUGUUGCUUUGAUUUGCAGAAUGGCAUAAAUGUGCCACUGUAAGCUGAGUGGCACAUUCGUGCUAAUGCAUUGAGGAGAUACUUUCCAACCUGGAGUGCUCAUUCUUGGUCUUGAUGGGAGCGAGAAUGUUAGAGGUGACAUGCUCAGUCUUUGUGCUGGUGGAUCGGUUAACAGCGCUCUUCAAGGGCUCCAGGGAAGCUGUGGGGACACAUCAAAAGCUGAGAUUCAACAGAGAGGUGGGGUUUUGGAGGAUUUUCUCUGCAGAUGGCAGGUGAAGUAGUAGAUUAAAGCCCUCUUUAAACCCAAUCAAAAUCCUUCUUGAUAUCUUGUGUUAGAGCUGAGUGAUUAAAGGAAAGUCCAUAACUGAAUACUCACCCUAUCCCUGCUACAAAUUACUACGUCAUUACAGAUCACAUCAGGCUAAAAGUGACUCUUACUUCGUCUCUGAGUUUUAUCUUGGACCAUAAACACUACAGGGUUAAAAAUUGCCACUAGGAGGAGAUAAUCAUACUGGUGUAAAGGAGAAUGCAAGUAUUCAUGGAGUUCCAGGAUGGUUGGAGCAGCUGAGGGAAAGGGGUUGAGGUUACUGUACUGUUUUUAAUAGCACCAGAUAACACAACUUGGUGGUUAUUUAAAAUAAAAGUGAAAACUGAUUUAAAAUGGAAAUGAUAGCGCAUGGCCACCAGGCUCUCAUUUAUUCUGGUAUGAACCCUCUUCACAGUACCAGCAAUUUGUUAUUUAAUCCUAUCCUGGUGUAUACCUUAGAAUGUAUAUAAAUGGGGCUUUAACAUUUUUGAGGUGCUUUACCUCCCUGCUUACAGUGGUGUAAAGACAAAUCAAGGCAGAACAGAAAAGCCUUGUCUCAGACUGCUAAAGUAUGAGCUUAACCACAGCAACGUUGUCUCCAAAUUCACCCUCCAAUACUGGUCCCUUAGGGCAUUUGGAGUCCGGUGCUUUGUGGACUGAGUGGGUGAAAUCUUGGCUCAAUGAUGUAACAAACUAUGAAGGCUUGAGGGGUGAGAGGGGGAACGGACAAGAUUUUACCUUGGCAAAAGAUCCCAGGGCAGUGGUGAAAGCACUGGUUUGGUUCAGUUGAAAUUCUGCCGGUUUCCCAACAAACGGCCAAAUCAUACACUUGCUGUAGUAAAAGUUCACACUCCAACUGACUCCGAGGGAAAGAAUGUUGUGUCUGUAACACUGGAUGGGAAAUUGGUUCCCAUUGUAAUGUCGUGUGUGUCCUUUUUAACAAUUCCCUUAUAUUUAGGUUACUGUCAAUGGAGCCAUUCAUCUGUGUUGAGGAAUCACAUCAUUUGCUAGAUUGUAAUUGCACUAAUUUAAAAAAAAUCCAUUUCAAAACUAUAAAAUCUUAUUAGAUAUUUAACAGUGUUGAUACAGCUGCAAAAAUACACAGUAAAACAUGCAGUAGCUGGCUGGUCCUACUCAUAGUGACAGUUUUUCUAUUGUUUGGACUAAUUUAAACGUUUUCAUAUCAGUCUGUGAAAUAAAGCUGGGGGUUUUUCACACAUUUUUCUGUCUCUUGGGUAAAUGAAACAAAAAUUUGAGAAUAAGCAGAAGCUAUUGGACCGCAGAAUCUGCACCUCUCAUGUUCUGUGAGCAGUGAGUAACUCAGGUUGAUAAGAUGUGGCUUUCAAAAAAACUCACGUUUGGCCUUACUUUGCUCCUGCCAAACAAAAUGCCAUCCCUACAGCGCACAUAAUGCCAGACAGAUUUGCUUUAAAAAAAAAUAAAUCAAAUUGCAAAUGCAUUAGUUUAAAGAUAUAUCUUAAUCAAUCUCAAAAGUCAGCUCAAGACCGGUUCAAUAUAUUUAUUCUU